Trifolium pratense (red clover) is the source of this 1259-nucleotide messenger RNA. RefSeq lists its product as uncharacterized. The record is from RefSeq and is a predicted model, not a curated record. The transcript has 4 exons. NCBI's taxonomy places the organism in Eukaryota, Viridiplantae, Streptophyta, Magnoliopsida, Fabales, Fabaceae. Bases 91 to 1095 code for a protein of 334 amino acids.
CAACACAUUGACGACACACGAGAAGUCCAAUAGCAAGCUAUUGUGGUGACUCCUCCCCCUCAAAAAAGUAAUUUAAUAUCGUGUGACCCAAUGAGCCACAUAUCAGAUAUUAAACUGAUAAGAACAGAUACUACACUUGAUCUUAGCCAAAAGGCCGAGAAAGCAAAUUUAGGAUCAUCACAAACACUCCUACACCAAAGCCUUUCUUUUCUGAACCAACAAAUUCUGCCUCAUUUCAUUUUCACUUUGAAAUCAAAGAACAUGUCUGGUGUAUCUCUAGCAACAAAUCCUCAACCACAUCAUGCAGAACAAACAGAACCAGAAACUGCAGACACAAAACCAAAACAAAGAACAGAUGCAGCACCUUCAUCAGGUGGAAUGAUGGGUUCAUUACGUGUAAUAGAGCUUCAACUUGUAGCAUUCAUCUUAGUUUUUUCAGCAAGUGGUCUUGUUCCACUUCUUGAUCUAGUUUUUCCUGCUCUUGCUUCUGCAUAUAUCUUAGCACUUGCACAUUUUGCAUUUCCAUCAUCAUCUUCUUCUACUACUACAUCAAAUUCACAACAAGAGAUUUUCAAAGGAAGUAGAAUGUUUAGAAUGUAUGUUAUUGUUGGAACAACUAUUGGUUUGUUUUUACCACUUGCUUAUGUUCUUGGAGGGUUUGCAAGAGGUGAUGAACAUGCUGUGCGUUCUGCAACACCACAUCUUUUCUUGCUUUCUUUUCAGAUUUUGACUGAGAAUAUUAUUAGUAGUUUGUCUUUGUUUUCACCACCUGUUAGAGCUUUGGUUCCUAUGAUUUAUACUAUUAGAAGGAUCUUUGUUGAUAUUGAUUGGAUCAAUGAUGUUUGGCUCAACAAGACUUUACCUGCUAAUGCUCGCAUUCAGGACACAGCAUGGUAUUGGUUUGGGAAGGGUCUAGCAGUGGCAAAUCUGGUUUAUUUCUCAAUCAAUCUAUGUGGAUUCUUGAUACCAAGGUUCCUUCCAAGAGCUUUUGAGAGGUAUUUCCAAGAAAGAGGAGAGAUUUAUGCUAAGGCAGGAGAGGAUAAGCGAUCUAUGGCUCUCAACAAACCACAAUUAUCAGAGAAGAAGACAGAUUAGAUUAAGGGCUAGAGUUAGUACAUAGCUUGGGUCGCAAGCAACUUUAUAUAGUUGAGAAAUUUCUUGAAAAUGUGUUGUUAAUUAAUGUAUAUGAUAUAUCAGCCUUGAAUUUAAAUGUUUCUCUCCAUUACAUAAUAUAUGCAUAUUAUAUAGCUUUUGCUUCA